Messenger RNA from Bufo gargarizans (Asiatic toad), 3259 nucleotides. It is a transcript of the gene CASP2, whose product is annotated as caspase 2. The coding region runs from base 305 to 1555 and encodes 416 amino acids. The transcript is spliced from 11 exons. Gene Ontology annotation, biological process: regulation of apoptotic process; proteolysis. Gene Ontology annotation, molecular function: cysteine-type endopeptidase activity. The record is from RefSeq and is a predicted model, not a curated record. Lineage: Eukaryota; Metazoa; Chordata; Amphibia; Anura; Bufonidae.
CGAAAAUCGAGUGACGUCACGGCUUUGUCAAGGAGGAGAAGGCGGGCGGCGCAUGCGCAGCUCCGAGGGAGGCAGUGCAGUCGCGGGAGUGGGAUUGUGAGUCAACGGUGUGGCGAGUAGACUCAGGUGGGGGAGUCUACGGACAGCUGCGGACGCCUAAUGCGGUGAGCUCCACCUCCUGCCGGGCUCCCCUCCCCCGCGCUACCUACACUCGUCUCAGCAUCUUUGUUUGAUUUUAUUUUUUUGAAGACCCCACGUGACCUUGUGGGCGUGGCUUACACACAGCCUCUACUUGAUUGAAAGGAUGCUGGGAGGAAUGCAGGCUCACCACAAGGAUGCCCUCAUCAAACUGCGAGUGAAAUUAAUAGAAGAGGUGGUGGUUGACGACCUAAUAGAACAUCUUGUACAAAACAAAGUCCUUACCCCAAGCAUGCGAGAAAGAGUCCGGUGCAAUCAGGGGAGCUUCCAACAGAAGAUAGCUCUGCUGGAUUUGCUUCCCAUGCGAGGCCCGUGUGCUUUCUCCGUCUUCUGUACCGCACUGCGAGACACGGGUCAGGAGCACUUAGCUGAACAGUUGGAGGAGAAAACACGGACAAUCAAACCAGAGGAAACCGUCUGUCCUUUGUCUGUGGAAGAGCGAGGAGGGCGGAAUCACUGGCGGGAGUCCUGUGAGAUGUAUAUAGAUGAUGGAGACGGUCUAGGGAGUGUGUCUCCGACUUCUGUGGACUUCUACCUGUCACAUCAAAAACAGGCCUACAAGAUGACCACACGGCCACGUGGUGUCUGUCUGAUCCUUAGUAAUGUCUCGUUCACGGCUCCUGAGCUCGGCUAUCGCCACGGAGGGGGGGUGGAUCUCAGCGUUUUAAGGCUUUUGUUUCACCAGUUGAACUUUAAAGUCCGUGAACGCAGCAACCUCACUGCUGAGGAAAUGAAGCAAGAGCUGGAUCUGUUCUCCAAACUGCCUGACCACUCCCAGCUGGAUUCCUGUAUAGUCUCCAUUUUAUCCCAUGGAGUUGAUGGUGCUGUGUACGGAUGUGAUGGCAAACUAGUACAAAUGCAGGACGUCUUUACGAAGCUGGACAACGCUCACUGCCCUCAGCUACAAAACAAGCCCAAAAUGUUCUUAAUCCAGGCCUGCCGAGGAGAUGAGCCCGACCGAGGCGUGGACCAGCGAGAUGGAAGAGAGCAGACUGGGUCUCCUGGUUGUGAGCAGAGCGACGCAGGAAGAGAAAACGGCAGGGUCCGGCUGCCCACCCAGUCUGACAUGAUCUGCGCCUAUGCCUGUCUUAAGGGUACUGUAUCACUUCGCAACACAAAGCAUGGCUCAUGGUUCAUGCAAGAACUUUCUGAUGUCUUUUCCAAACAUGCUAAGGACACACAUGUAGCUGACAUGCUAGUGAAGGUGAACGCUCGCAUUAAAAAUCGAGAGGGACACGCCCCAGGGACUGAAUAUGACCGCUGCAAAGAGAUGUCCGAGUACAGCAGCACUCUGUGCCGAGACCUCUACCUGUUCCCGGGAUACCGCCCCAGACCUGCACUUCCACCUUGUACAUAACUUUUUGCUAUGAGAAGAGAAUGACUUUAUUUUUACACGUUCUAUUCAUGUCUUCCAAGUUUGUGUCGUCUCCUUCAGGGCUCGGGACCCUUAUUUGUGUUCUCAAGUGAACGUUCAGGGACCUGCACAUGGAUCUCGUUCCUGGUCAAGCCGGAUACCCAUGGAGUUGUUUUUUUAUGUGACCCUGUUCACACAGAGCCAUCGUGCAAUGGGAGAUUUUUGAGCCUCUGCUGCCUUUUAUUUUCAAUCAUUGCUUCUCGAAAUUAUUUUCUUUCCUUUACGUCUGGAAACAAACAGCAGAUGGGAAGUAGAACAGAAGGAUGUUUUACUCCUCCGUCCGGCCGUAUCCCCUCCUGACAUGUCUCGCUUUCUAAAUACCUGGGUGUUCAUUUACAUCAACAUCCUGGAGCCUCUUUUUCCCCCCAAAACUCAUGGUGCUGUUCCUAAAUUAUUCCUCCUGGAAAUGUUUGAAUAUAUAUAAAAAAAUUAGGUGCUGCCUUUCUCGUUGACAGGGUCAUCCCUGCUUAGUCAGACUGAGUCCAACUAGUGCUGACUUUGUAGGGACACACUCCUUUGAGAAGGGGAAUGGUAACACCCAAUUGUUGAUUCACAAAUGCAUUUUCAGCAAUAACAGAGGAAUUGAUUAACUCAGAAUGUAAAGAAGAUAUAUUCUCUACUUGUCAUUUCAUGGGCAGUGCACGUAUUUACUAAGGCAAGUCACGAGAGCGGACAGAACUGCUCUUUAAGGGGUUGUGCCAAGUACAGCAUUCAGCGGAAUAAAUGGAGAGGAAGGCUCUAUGCUUGACCCGCCGCUCCGUCAGGACGGGGAGAUGGCACCGCCGUAAUUGAGAUCGCCAGUAGUUGGACCCUUAUUAUCAUUUCAUUGUGGAUGGGGGAUAACUUUAAUACUAGGCACCAACGCUUUCAGUUUUUCCACCUUACAGCUAUGGGAUAUUGAUUAGAUAUUGGUUUGCGAUUGGAUGGGGGGGGGGUUCUGAUUGUUCUUCCAAGUGAGUGAUCCCCGUGUGAAUGAUUGAGGCCCAAGAGACACGAUAUCUUAAAGACUGCAUAAGCCCCUUCAUUUCAGCGCUGGGUCCUGUCCAUAAACAGUAAAUCUGUUUGUCCUGCUGCGGACGUAAUAUGAGGCCCACGGAAAAGGUGAUGGAUUUUAUUUGGACACAUUCAGUAUCUAAGGGAGCGUCGCCAAUACUGAGAAUUAUUUUACGUACCUCCAGCUUACAGAACUGUCCUAAUACGUAAGGAGAAUGUAUUGUCUGCCAGUCCCCUCUGGCCAAAAUGGUCCAUCUGCAAGCAGGAGGGAUCCAUCAGGGACCAUCCAUGGGGAGAUCUAAACCACUCAUUAACAACUACAACUCCUAUCGUACCGCUGCUGUAGAGCAUUUGAUUUGCCUGCAAGAGGCAGGUGCAGGGCAAGGGCUUUUUCAUUAGAUCCGGUGACGUACCGGGUCUCUGCUCGGUGGAGGCUUCUGCCUCGCAGUGUUCCUGGUGACGUCACCGACACUAAUGGCCAGGCUUUAGCGCUGCCCUAUCCCUGUGCUGUAUUGAGCAUGUAAUGCUCCUCUCAGAGGGGCUGCCUGGGUGAAGAAGGGGAAGCCGGACAAACCUUUUAAAUAAUUAAAGGGAACCUGUAAGCCGACCUCACUGAGGGCAGCAUGAAGUAGUGACAGAAAUGCUGAUGUCAGC